Molecule: messenger RNA, 3105 nt
Organism: Styela clava
Lineage: Eukaryota; Metazoa; Chordata; Ascidiacea; Stolidobranchia; Styelidae
Source: RefSeq, a predicted model, not a curated record
CUGUCAUGGUUUUGAACGCUGACUCAUGUUUAUUUUCUAUGUAAUAUUCGGAGUUGCUGGUGCUGACACUAGUGCACGAUUGUUUGUGCGUUUACUUCAGAUAACUGUAGUUGAGUUGAAAUUAAGUUUGAAAAACGAAUGGCUCCUGUAACCUCUAAAGAAACACCAGCGGAGAAACCUACCAAUGAAAAAGACAAAGUAGAAAAGAAAGAGGAAAAAGAACCUGAGUUGACUGAUGAAGACAAACAACUACUAGAUGAAUUGAAUCUAUGUGUGGAAAGAUUGAAGGAGGAUGACUCUUCUUUAUACCACUCAGCUCUUGAAAUUUUGCGAACAAAGAUUCGUUCAUCUACUGCAUCAUUAACAUCUGUACCAAAACCAUUAAAAUUUCUUCGACCACAUUAUGGGACUUUGAAAGAAAUUUAUGAAAAAAUUCCAGAUGGCAGAAACAAAAAAUUUUGUGCUGACAUUGUAUCAGUGCUAGGAAUGACAAUGUCAGAAGAAAGAGAAUGCUUAAAAUAUCGACUCGUUGGUACUCAGGAAGAAAUUGGAUCUUGGGGACAUGAAUAUGUCAGACAUUUAUCAGGUGAGGUAGCUUCUGAAUGGAAGGAGAUUAUGGAUGCAGAAGGGGAACCAGAUGCUAAGAAGUUGGAUGCACUUGGCAACUUAAUAGAGGAUAUUGUUCCCUAUAACAUGAAGCACAAUGGAGAGACGGAUGCUUGUGAUUUAUUGAUGGAAAUAAACAAACUUGAAUUACUUGAUAAAUUUGUUGAAAAGAGUACUUUUUCGAGAGUUUGUCUUUAUCUAACAAGCUGUGUGCCAUAUACACCCGAUCCAGAAAAUAUAACGUUGUUGAAGACAACUAUAAGAUUGUUCAGAAAUUUUGAUCGGUAUGCUGAAGCAAUGAGACUUGCUUUACAAUUGAAUGACAUGGAUGUUAUUACUGAACUGUUUCAAUCCUGCAAAGAUCCAAUUAUGCAGAAACAGUUAUCUUUCAUUCUUGGGAGGCAACAAGUUUUUCUUGAAUUGAACGAUGAAUUAGAUGAAACUGAAGAAUUAAAUGAAAUCAUGAGCAACACCCAUCUCAAUUCCAACUUUCUCACAUUAGCAAGGGAACUUGACAUCAUGGAUCCAAAAACUCCUGACGAUAUUUACAAAACUCACCUGGAGAACAACAGACCUGGACUAGGACCAUCUGGUUCUAAUGUUGAUUCAGCACGGAUGAACUUGGCUUCAUCUUAUGUGAAUGGACUGGUCAAUGCGGGAUUUGGUCAAGACAAACUUCUCACUGCUGAAGAUAGCAAGUGGAUUUAUAAGAAUAAAGAUCAUGGUAUGCUUGCUGCUACUGCAUCCCUUGGUCUUGUUUUGUUAUGGGAUGUUGAUGGAGGAUUGACUCAAAUUGAUAAAUAUUUAUACUCAUCUGAAGAUUAUAUUAAAUCUGGCGCUCUCUUGGCAUGUGGAAUUGUGAACAGUGGUGUGAGGAAUGACUGUGAUCCCGCUCUUGCAUUGUUAUCAGAUUAUGUUCUUCAUAACAGUAAUGUCAUGAGAGUUGGUUCUAUUCUGGGACUUGGUUUGGCAUAUGCUGGUUCUAACAGAGAGGACAUUAUAUCACUUCUACUCCCAGUCAUGGCCGAUUCUAAAUCAAACAUGGAAGUGGUUGGGAUUACAGCUCUUGCUUGUGGCCUUGUAUCCGUCGGUUCAUGCAACAGUGAAGUAACGUCAGGUCUUCUGCAAACUCUGAUUGAAAGACCGGAAAGCGAACUUAAAGAUACGUAUGCAAGAUAUAUAGCACUUGCCCUGGGACUGGCUGUUCUUGGUAAACAAGAAGCAGUUGAAGCCAUAUUAGCUGCAUUGGAAGUUGUUCCUGAACCAUUGAAAGGUUUUGCAAGGAUAUUGGUUGAUGUUUGUGCCUAUGCUGGUACUGGUAAUGUAUUAAAGAUCCAAGAGAUGUUGCAUAUUUGUAGUGAAGUUGUAAAUAAAGAUGAAGGAAACGAAGAAUCAUCAGGAGAUGCAAAAUCCAGUGAUAAGAAAGAAGGAGAAUCUUCAUCUAAAUCAUCCUCAUCUUCCUCUAGCAAGAAAGAUUCAAAAUCUGACGAAAAGAAAAAAUCAAAAACUGAUUGGGGAAUGUCACGUCAAGCAGCUGCAGUUCUCGGCAUUGCUCUCGUGGCUAUGGGAGAAGAAAUUGGUUCUGAAAUGGCAUUCCGUACCUUUGGACAUAUGUUCCGUUAUGGGGAGCCAUCAGUACGUCGAACUGUUCCACUUGCUCUAUCACUUAUCUCUGUGUCUAAUCCACAACUACCUGUGCUCGAUACAUUGUCGAAGUUCAGUCACGAUUCUGAUAAUGAUGUUUCACACAAUGCAAUAUUCGGAAUGGGAUUAGUUGGAAGUGGUACUAACAACGCAAGACUUGCACAGAUGUUGAGAAAUUUAGCUGUUUAUUACAGCAAGGAUGCCAGUAAUCUAUUCCUUGUACGGCUGUCACAAGGACUUGUUCAUUUGGGCAAGGGAACGUUGACACUACAACUUCACAGUGAUAGACAACUUCUCAGUCCUGUGUUGCACUCGGUUCUCUACUCUCUGUUCAUUAUUUCAUUCUUGGAUCGUUAAAAACCAAUUAUUCUUGGGAAGAGUCACUACAUGUUAUACUCUAUUGUUCCCGCAAUACAGCCACGAAUGCUCGUAACUUUUGAUGAAAAUCUCCAACCAUUACCAGUUAGCGUUCGUGUCGGUCAGGCAGUUGAUGUUGUUGGACAAGCUGGAAAACCCAAAACUAUAACAGGAUUUCAAACACAUACAACACCAGUGCUUCUUGCUUAUGGAGAAAGAGCAGAGCUUGCUACAGAAGAAUAUCUUCCAUUGAAUCCAGUGGUUGAAGGUUUCGUCAUAUUAAGAAAAAAUCCAGAUUAUGAGUGAAAAUUAACUUAUUUGGACUUGGACAAUUUUUUCUACUAAACCUUUUACAAGGAUUUAAAUAUGGAUAUGGUCGCACGAUAGGAUAUCUAGUUGUGAUCAAUGUGUUUCUGGUCUUGUCACCUGUAUACUUAUGUAAACUAUUAUUGAGUUUAUGUAAAGUUCCCUUUUUGGAAUCGUAAAAACAUUCUCGCA